Seminavis robusta is the source of this 840-nucleotide messenger RNA. The record is from the annotation of a GenBank genome assembly. Lineage: Eukaryota; Bacillariophyta; Bacillariophyceae; Naviculales; Naviculaceae.
AUGAUUACUACAGUGCUGAAACAUCAGCCCACCAAAUUCGCAGUCUAUGCGAGACUAGUGGCCCGACGCCAUGCCAGUGCCGUUGCCGCCUCCUCGGUUGCUGCUCCUAUUGCCGCUGCUACUAGUGCGACCACCACCACUAGCACUUUUGAGCUAUGUGACCCCAACCCGGAAUUGGUAGAUGCUCGCUUGGCACCAUCCAAUUUUGUGCCUUCAUUGGCCGUUGUCUAUCGAGACUUUUGCACGGAAGAAGAAGCACAGAGUCUAGUAUCGGAUGUGCAAGUUUGUCUCAAAAGACGACGCUACGAAAUGGGCCACUGGGAUUCUGUCAUUGUCAACUACAAAGAAACCGAGUUGCACGACGAAGAGUCCAUCAUCUCCUCGGAUAUUUCCAAAAACCUGCUGGACCGCGUUCGGUAUCAAUUGCAAGAACGACACUUGUCCCACAAAGACUUUACGUGGCUACCCUGUCAUGUCAUUGAUUUGCACAAGGACGGAGAAUUGAAUGCGCACGUCGACAGUGUCCGAUUUUCGGGAGAUAUCGUUGCUGGAUUGAGUCUGCUAAGUCCCAGUAUUAUGCGACUUGUCCCCGAUGACGAUGGGGAUGUCAAACAUGGAUUGGUCGAACGCAAGAAACACGAAGCCGCCGUGGGUGUCAAUUGGGUGGAUUUGUAUCUGCCGCCACGAUCUCUCUACGUGUUGGCGGAUGCCGGUCGGUAUCAUUACAGUCAUCAAUUGUUGCCAUCCGGGUCGGUCUUUUGCAGCAAUGAAGAAGAGGGACCCAUUACCGUCCAACGGGAUCAUCGGAUAAGUGUCAUUUUUCGUGAUGCCAAGGAUUGA